AUGGGUAACCCCGACCCCUCCCUUACCGGUGCCCAAGGUCUGGGUGGGGGUGGGGACCCCAGGCUCCCAUCUGGGGAGAGUCCAGAGUGGCCUGUAUGCACUGACAGCGCACCCCGCUGUCCACCCUUCAGAGCAGCCCGAGCAUUUGGCGAGUACCUGUCCCAGAGUCACCCUGAGAAUCGCAACGGUGCAGACCACCUGCUGGCUGAUGCCUACUCCGGCCACGACGGGUCCCCCGAGAUGCAGCCAGCCCCCCAGAACAAGCGCCGCCUCUCCCUUGUCUCCAAUGGCCGCUACGAGGGCAGCCUCUCCGAGGAGGUCGUCAGCGGGAAGCCGGCCGCUGAGGGGCCCCAGCCCCGCGUGUACACCAUCUCCGGGGAGCCCGCCCUGCUGCCCGGCCCCGAGGCCGAGGCAAUUGAGCUGGCUGUGGUGAAGGGGCGGCGACAGCGGGAGCGGCACUCCCACCACCACAGCCAGCCCCUGCGUGCCAGCCCGGGGGGCAGCCGCGAGGAUGUCAGCAGGCCCUGCCAGAGCUGGGCAGGCAGCCGCCAGGGCUCCAAGGAAUGUCCCGGGUGCGCCCAGCUGGCCCCUGGCCCCGGCCCUUCCCCUCGGGCCUUCGGGCUGGACCAGCCACCUUUGCCUGAGGCCACCAGCCGCCGCAAGAAGCUGGAGAGGAUGUACAGCGUGGACCGUGUGUCCGAUGACGUCCCCAUCCGUACCUGGUUCCCCAAGGAAAACCUCUUCAGCUUCCAGACAGCAACCACAACUAUGCAAGCCAUCUCGCCCUGUGCUCAUGCCUCUGUCCCCACGUCUCGGUCCCUCCUACCUGCGGCCAAGGGCAGUGCUGACUCGUGGUGGUUUCCCAGGGUGUUCAGGGGCUACGCGGAGAGGAAGCGCCGGAAACGGGAGAAUGAUUCCGCGUCUGUAAUCCAGAGGAACUUCCGCAAACACCUGCGAAUGGUCGGCAGCCGGAGGGUGAAGGCCCAGACGUUCGCCGAGCGGCGCGAGCGGAGCUUCAGCCGGUCCUGGAGCGACCCCACCCCCAUGAAAGCCGACACUUCCCACGACUCCCGAGACAGUAGUGACCUGCAGAGCUCCCACUGCACCCUGGGCGAGGCCUUUGAGGAUCUGGACUGGGAGACGGAGAAGGGCUUGGAGGCGGUGGCCUGUGACACAGAGGGCUUUGUGCCCCCCAAGGUCAUGCUCAUCUCCUCCAAGGUGCCCAAAGCCGAGUACAUCCCAACUAUCAUCCGCAGAGACGACCCGUCCAUCAUCCCCAUCCUCUACGACCAUGAGCAUGCAACCUUUGAGGACAUCCUGGAGGAAAUAGAGAAAAAGCUGAACAUCUAUCACAAGGGAGCCAAGAUCUGGAAGAUGCUGAUUUUCUGCCAGGGUGGCCCCGGACACCUGUACCUGCUCAAGAACAAGGUGGCCACCUUUGCCAAAGUAGAGAAGGAAGAGGACAUGAUCCACUUCUGGAAGCGGCUGAGCCGCUUGAUGAGCAAGGUGAACCCAGAGCCGAACGUCGUCCACAUCAUGGGCUGCUACAUUCUGGGGAACCCUAACGGGGAGAAGCUGUUUCAGAACCUCAGGACCCUCAUGACCCCUUACAGGGUCACCUUUGAGUCCCCCCUGGAGCUGUCGGCCCAAGGGAAGCAGAUGAUAGAAACCUACUUUGACUUCCGCCUGUACCGCCUGUGGAAAAGCCGCCAGCACUCGAAGCUGCUGGACUUCGAGGACGUCCUGUGACGGCCCCGGCCCCGCCCGGCUGCUGCCGCGGACCCGUGGCCGGGGCUGGGCCGCGUGCUGGGUGCUGCCCAGGACCGCGCGGCUCCCGGCCUUCACGCCGCUUCAGGGCGCCCUCAGGUGUCGCUCAGGUUCCUCCCGUGGGUCUGGUCCUCACUGACCACAGGCCAAAGGUCACAGCCCCUGGGGCCCUGGGACGAGCCGCGCCCCACACAGCCAGGCGGCCAGGCGCUGCCAGGGCCUAGGCCUCGCCCAGAGGGCGCAGCACUGGGGCGGCUCCUCUUAGCGGGUUGAUAGAAAUAAGUGCAAUUUUCACACCCCCAAAACAAUUCGAAGGGAAGCAGCAUUACUAGUUGAAUAGUUAAGUGCUACAUUACCAGUUCCGGUGUAGACAACCUAGCCCAGUGUGUGUUCAGGACCUUCUCUGCCCCCAGCCCCCCAGCCCUGCCGUAUUUGAUCACCAGCACCAGGGUGGCCCGUCCGUGGGGACGGUGUCGCCUGGCUGCCGGCCCGGCUCCGGCCCUGGCCGCGUCCGUGAUGGUCUUUGCUUGUUCCCUCUUGCCACCCACUGCUUACUCUGACCUCAGUCGCACCGGCCUAGCAAGGGUACCUGGGCAGCUGUGGCGGGCGGGGGCGGGGGGGAGGGCACGACCCCCUUUCUCUCAGGAGGCUCUGGGUUGAGCCGGGCCCUGCCUGCUCCCCGUCCUCCAGCACCCGCCUGGCCCUCUGGUGCCGCGGUGCGUUCAGCUUUUGCCAGCCUUGGUCUGGAGGCUUCUCCCAGCACAAAGGGUUUGGCAGGGGCGGGCGGGGCUGGGCCCCGCUGGGUGAGGACCCCGCCGCACACUGCCUGGACCCCGCAGCAGCGCUGAGCCGCUGGUGGACUCUGGGCUUGUGGCCUUGCUGGGGCUCAGGGGCAGGACCCCUUGGCAGAGCCUGAGUCUGAGGACACCUGGCUGUGCCCUCAGCUAAGGGAGGGGACGGGCAUGUGCUGGGCUCUGAAUGAUGUACGAUAUCCCUUAGAGUGACCAUUAAACCUGACCCUCUGCUGCGGCCA
Molecule: messenger RNA, 2800 nt
Organism: Suricata suricatta (meerkat)
Lineage: Eukaryota; Metazoa; Chordata; Mammalia; Carnivora; Herpestidae
Gene: NSMF
Product: NMDA receptor synaptonuclear signaling and neuronal migration factor
Exons: 15
Coding region: 1-1749 (582 amino acids)
Biological process (GO): positive regulation of neuron migration; regulation of neuronal synaptic plasticity
Cellular component (GO): nucleus; cytoplasm
Source: RefSeq, a predicted model, not a curated record